CAUCACACAGAUCGCUUGGAUUGUAAUUACGGCAUGUGCUAAAAACAUCAUGUCGGUAGAGUUAAAGUGAAUGAAACUUCGCGGUUCCCCGGCAGAAUCAUUAAUCGGCCACGAAGCAUUUUACACGACCUUUAACUUUUACUUGCGAGGAACAUCUGACUAAAAAUCGGAGCUUUGGACCAGUAAUUGGAGCAUUCAGUUUGUGUUUUCAGCCAUGGGACAAUCGUGGCUGAGCGCCGCGUGGUUUGCUACCCUGUUGAUGUGUACGUGGUGUGUUCAAGAAGGGCUGGCCGAUGUGACUGCGGCACCUGCAUCGGUUACCACACCACAACCAACCAAUUGGAACUGCAAUUUUGAGCAGGGCAUCUGCACCUACAGCCAAGCAACAGACGAUGAUUUUGAUUGGACGAGGGAUUAUGGCGGCACACCUUCCCAGAGUACCGGACCCAGCUUUGACCACACCAAGGGAGACGCCAGUGGCUUCUACAUGUACAUCGAGACGUCCAGCCCCCGCGUCCAAGGCGAGAAAGCCCGCUUUCAGAGUGACAUCAUCCCUGCUGUCACCAGCAGCCGAAUGUGCGUCACCUUCUGGUACCACAUGUAUGGCGAUUACGUCCAAGAUCUGAAGGUCUACCUGAAGACUGGCUCCGGCCUGGGCACUGCCGUCUGGUCGAGGUCGGGAACUCGAAUCGACCAGUGGUAUCGUGGGGACUUUAGUACCACACCCACUGCCGACUUUCAGGUUGUCUUUGAAGGAAUUGUUGGCUCAAGUUUCCAAGCCGACAUCGCCAUAGAUGACAUCGUGGUGACUACCGGUGAAUGCCCAUUGAGAGACUUUUGCGAGUUCCAGGACUCCCAUCUCUGCGGGUUUCUUCAAGACACCAUGGAUGACUUUGAUUGGGUCCAAAACAACGGAGGGACCCCGACGGCCAACACUGGGCCAGCGUUGGACGUCUCAUAUGGAACAGCCUACGGCAAAUACAUGUACAUGGAGGCUACAGGUCAGUCAGCAGGGUCAGUGGCUAGACUAAUGACCCCUUUGGUGACCCCUAGCCCGGGCAUCAGUCGCUACUGUUGGUUCUUCUCCUAUCACAUGUAUGGCAACCAGAUGGGUACCCUGAACGUUAUUCUGAACACAACCACCAACCAACAAACCAUGUGGACCCGUAGCGGAAACCUCGGCAACUUCUGGUCGCUAGGAUAUGCAAAGGUGACCUCCACUCUUCCCUACCGUCUCGUGUUUGAAGGAAUUGUGGGAUCGGGGGACAGGAGCGAUAUAGCCAUUGACGACGUCGGGUUCAACUUGGGGAGCUGUCCGUAUCAGGAAAAUUGCGAUUUUGAGAGUGGCAUGUGUCUGUGGACGAAUCAGGUGACAGGGGACGAUUUUGAUUGGCUGCGGCUCAGUGGCUCAACCACCAGUAGCUAUACUGGCCCAGCUGUCGACCACACCACGCUGGGCCAGAACGGCUACUACAUGUACACAGAGACCAGUUCUCCGCGGGUUCGAGGCGACCGUGCCAUCUUCAAGAGCCCCGAGAUCAUCCCCAGCGCCAACGACCCACCGAUCUGCUUCACCUUCUGGUAUCACAUGUACGGCUUGGACAUCGGCCAAAUGACAGUUUCCGUGGUGACGGAGCCCGGCACUGCAAACGAGGCCACUGUCACAAAUUGGCUGAUGGAUGGACAGCAGAGUACCGAUGAGUACAACUGGCUGAACGGCCAAUUCGAUGUGUCUGAGACCGUACCUUUUCAGAUUGUCUUUGAAGGAGUUGUCGGGGCCAGUUACCAAGGUGACAUCGCUAUUGAUGACAUCGAACUUGUCGAUGGAAAUUGUGGUACUAUUCCGCGAACGGCCGAUCCGUUCCUCUACGUCAACAACUGCACCUGUGACUUUGAGGCUCUCUUCUGUUCCUGGACCCAGGAUGCAAACGACGUCUUUGAUUGGACGCUUACAACAUCAUCCACCCCAUCGCAAGGGACCGGGCCGACUGGAGAUCACACCGGAGGUGGUCACUACGCCUUCAUUGAGACCUCAUCACCUCGUGUCCAGGGCCAAGUCUCCCGCCUCAUCUCCAGUGAUCUCUUUGCGACGGCCCCCCGAUCGGCCUGCUUGGAGUUUUGGUACCACAUGUUUGGAGGGGGGAUGGGUACGCUGACGUUCUACACCUCCACCGGGAGCGGACGGGUGCCGUUCUGGAGUCUCUCAGGCUCUCAAGCCAAUGCCUGGAAAGUUGCUAGGAUAACCGUGUCAUCACCGGUCCAGUACAACAUUGUUAUUGAAGGAGUUGUGGGUUCUAAUUAUCAAAGCGAUGUCGCCAUCGAUGAUAUACUCUACACACUUGGAGCCUGCCCACCAAUCAGAACGUGUACCUUUGAAACUGACAACUGUGACUGGAUGCAGGAAUCCAGCGCAGAUGAUUUUGACUGGACCCGAGUUCAGGCCGGGGCUGCCUCCCAUUCCUCCGGCCAGCUCGUGGACAAGACGACUGGAACGUCAAACGGUUAUGUUAUGUACCUCAAUCCAUCCCUUGGGCAAAACCUGGACCGUGCCAUUAUGUAUUCUGGCUACUACCAACCGUCACUGAUCGGUGAAUGUCUCAAGUUCUGGUAUCACAUGCACGGCUCGGCUGUUGGCACCCUGCGGGUUUACACCUAUGUUAAUGGAGUCUUGGGUCCAGUGCUUUUUGAAAAGUCAGGGGACCAGGACGACGUGUGGCGGUACGCGACGGUGACAUUGAUGAAUUCAACCUAUGAAUUCAGGGCUGCCAUUGAAGGCACGCUUGGAACGAGCCAAACCGCCGACCUGGUCCUAGACGAUGUUGAUAUCAGCGUUGGGCCAUGUGACCCUCCAGGAUUCUGUGAUUUUGAGUCUGGCACAUGCGGUUGGGUGAAUGAAGCAACCCUGGACGAUUUUGAUUUUGUUUGGACACGGGGAGCUGACGCCUCCUCUUUAGCCCCGCCCAAUGACCACACCCUUGCUAGUGAUCUCGGGUAUUACAUGUUAAUAGAGACUGCUGCUAUCCCUACUGGCCGUAAGGCGUGGCUAUUCAGCGAACAUUUCAGCCCUGCCUCUGCCGGUGCUAACUGUUUCACCUUCUGGCUCUACAUCUACGGCAGCGGAGUUGGCAACAUGACUGUCUACGUCAAGGACACAGCAUCCGGGUCGAUGAUGCCUCUUCACACCGAGUCCGGAAAUCGCGGUAGCCUCUGGCACGAGAUCUCGGUCACCAUUAUCAACAAUGCCGAGUUCCAGGUGUAUCUAGAAGGCGUGGAGGGACUGAAUGCAAGCACAGCAAUCAUGGCGGUGGAUGACACGCGGCUAGUUGACGGUGGUUGCAUGAUUCCCGGCCAAUACGACUGUGACUUUGAAAUCGACAGCUGCAGCUACACCGAUGCCACAGACGAUGAUUUUGAUUGGACGAGAUCCAGCUUCUCAACGCCCUCCCUUGACACUGGACCUUCUUUCGACCACACCACAGGAACUGUUCCCGGCCAAUACGACUGUGACUUUGAAAUCGACAGCUGCAGCUACACCGAUGCCACAGACGAUGAUUUUGAUUGGACGAGAUCCAGCUUCUCAACGCCCUCCCUUGACACUGGACCUUCUUUUGACCACACCACAGGAACUGGGGCUGGCUUUUACGUCUUCAUUGAGACUUCCUCGCCCCGAGUCGUCGGUGAGAAAGCCCGUCUUGAGAGUGCCACGGUCCCACCCACGCUGGAGAACUGUCUGGACUUCUGGUACCACAUGUGGGGAGAUGAUGUGGAUACGUUGAAAAUUUAUGCCAGGGCGGAUGGAGCCGGGCUGGGCUCACCUAUCUGGAUUCGAACAGGUACCAGGGAUGACCAGUGGUACCAGGGACGGGUUGCUCUUGCCAUGGCAACCCCGUAUAAGGUAAAGAAACUGAGCACGUGUCUGUUCCCAACAGUUCUAUAA
Molecule: messenger RNA, 3937 nt
Organism: Acanthaster planci (crown-of-thorns starfish)
Lineage: Eukaryota; Metazoa; Echinodermata; Asteroidea; Valvatida; Acanthasteridae
Product: MAM and LDL-receptor class A domain-containing protein 1-like
Cellular component (GO): membrane
Molecular function (GO): protein binding
Source: RefSeq, a predicted model, not a curated record